Molecule: messenger RNA, 4820 nt
Organism: Oryzias latipes (Japanese medaka)
Lineage: Eukaryota; Metazoa; Chordata; Actinopteri; Beloniformes; Adrianichthyidae
Gene: pof1b
Product: POF1B actin binding protein
Biological process (GO): bicellular tight junction assembly; actin filament organization; epithelial cell morphogenesis
Cellular component (GO): actin filament; bicellular tight junction; adherens junction
Molecular function (GO): actin filament binding
Source: RefSeq, a predicted model, not a curated record
UGAACUUUGAGUUCCCUCCCAGGUUGUGAUGCACAUUCGCAUUUGCAUACAGAGGAGCAGGGCGCCUCCCUCCCUGGGUUGGUUUUUGGCGACUUUACUGUGCGCAGACGUUGUUACAGCAGAGGAGGAAUUAAACAGUCCGGUCCGGUGGGAUCAACCUCUGUCUCUAUUCCCCCCACUGAGAUCUCCGGAAAGAAUCCGCGGAUACCCGUCCAACUUUUUUCACCUCCGCUCUCCUCGCCUCUCUUCCGGCGUCCGUCACAGGUCUGAGCCCCGCCGCUCCACCGACAUCAUGUCCAUCCAGACGAGCGAGAAGACGACGCGGACCUUCAGGACGCUGGACAUUGGCUCCUCGAACCCGGUCCCCACCAGGACGAUGACCUUGGGUCGAGGUCCUACCAAGACGCAGACCGUGCAGGCCAUGCCGUACGCGCUCAACGGCUCCUACGAGUCCGUGCGCUACCUGAUGCCGAUGCAGCAGUCCGCGCCGCAGCAGUCCUACAUGAUCAUGCAGCAGCAGCAGCCGGUCAUGCAGCCGGUCAUGCAGUCCGUCAUGCAGCCGGUCAUGCAGCCCAUGAUGCAGCAGUCCGUCAUGCAGCCCAUGAUGCGCUCCGUGGUACAGCCGAUGUACGUGCAGACCCUUCCGCGCGUCAGCAGCACCGCCAACCACAGCCAGGAGUCCGAGCAGCUGGUGGUCCAGAAAAGUACAGUGGAGACCAACAGCAGGAAAUCCUCUUCAGUCUUCAGCCAGUCAUCCAGUCCCACCAAGAGUCCUGCGCCAAGCUUUGAGGAAGAGGACGAAGUCGUACAAGAGGUGGGGGAGGAUGAGUAUGUGGACGAUGGUGGAGAGGUGGAGAUCGAAGAGGUGGAGAUAGUGAACGUCGUGCAGGCGCCGCCGCCAUUGUCGAAGAGGAUGUCCAGGAUGGAGCUGAGCUCUGAGCUGCGGGAGAUGCCGGAGGCCCCGAAGCUGGACACGCGGUACUUUGGAGAGCUGCUGGCCGAGGUCUACAGGAAGAACUGCGACAUCCACUCCUGCAUCUCCGACCACGUGUCCAGGAUCCGCGGGCAGAAACACCAGCUGGAUCCCAGCAACGACUACAAGCUGGAGAGAGAUGAGGUGGAAGCUCUGAUUCCCAAGGGAGCAACUGAACUCACCAAACAGCAAAUGCGUUACCUGCUUCAGACCCGUCUCACCGCUGACAGGAGCAUGCGCCUGCUGCUGUCCACCUUCAGCAGCCUGAGGGAGGAGCUCAUGCAGAUGUCGGAGGACCUGCGGCGUCUGGAGAGCGAGAAGGAGUCCCUGGAGAGGGAUCUGAACUUUAAAGCUGAUCAGGCGCGCCAGUAUGACUGCCUCCUGGAGGCCGUCCGCGAGAACAACAGGCAGCUUCAGGUGUCUCUGAAGGAAGCCCACUCCACCCAGCGCUCUCUGGAGAGUCAGAUCAUGAGCUGCCAGAGCUCCGACUCCAACCGCCAGUUCAAGAUGAAAGAGCUGGAAGGAAGGCUAAGAACCAUGGAGAAGGAGAACGAGAUGCUUCGGCAGAAGAUAGCAGGCCAGGGCAGCAGCACCCUGCACAUAAAAACGGAGGAGCUGUCCCGUCAGUAUAGGGAGCAGCUGGACGCCAUGAGGCAGGAGAAAGACCAGGAGAUCCAGAGGCUCAGGUCCCAGAUAACAAAGAUCCAGAUGGAGGUCAGCAGCAGCACCAGCAGCUCGUCCUCCUCAGAGAGGAACCUCCAGCUGAAGAUCUCCGAGCUGCUCACGCUGUUGGAGAAGCGGCAGACCACCAUCACGCACCAGGAAGAGGAGAUCAAAAAACUCAGACAAGAGAAGAUCGACGGCUCCAAGAACGUCACAAAGACCAUCAUCACCAAGAGGUACAGGAAUCAGUACCCGAUCCUCGGCCUGCUCAGCGAUGAUUACCAAUCCACCUCACCGGUCAAAGAAGCAAAGACCAUCGUCAUUGAGAGAACCGGGGAGAUGAUCAAACAGGAAAUCAUUACAACCCCUUAAAGACACACUGCUUCUCUUCGACAGGAAUGAACGAACUACGAGAAGAAGCCGAUGUCGCCCUCCCUGCAUGCUCUUCCCCCUCCCCUCAGGGCUCUCUGGGUUGGUGGUGGUAAUAAUUUCCCUAAUCCUCCCGCACCUAUGAUUGGGAUCUUUUGGUUUGAACAAAUAAAGUUUGUCGCGUGGUGAUUUUUUUUUUUUUUUAACUGACUCUGCUUAGAAAUCCCAGAUCUGAGGAGUCUGCAUGUCCAAAAGUGACAACUGGGAAAUCUGUAAAGUUCACUUCCUGUUCAAUUACAAUCAUAACCUCAAUCAUUGUUACUAAUCUCAGAUUAAAAUCUGAGCUGAGAAACUUGUAAUGUUUUGUGGAAUCACAUCAUUCUCUGAUUCUCAUCUGUGAUCCAGAAAAACAUUCAUUCUGUGAGAGAAACAAACAUUUCAGGGUUUGCUUACAUCACUGACCUAAAUCUCAGCGUCACAGAGGAAUCUGGAUUCUCAGCGCAUCCGUGCACUGAAGUCGAUAAAAAGUCCAAAGGUCUCGGCGUGGAUGACGUUUCCCUCAAAGCCAGGAUUUUCCAGAGUCCAUGUUCGUCCAAACAAGUCCUGGAAAAUGUUUGCUCAGUUUCCUUCAAGCUUUGAAAAUAAAACCUAUGAUGAUAAAAUGAGAAAUCAUUUCAAAGACUCUUCUUUAGGCCUGAUGAGACUUACAGUUUCAUCCAAAAUUAAGGAUGUCCUUAAAGAAGAGAGUUAGAGAAAUCUGUGGAUGCACUUUUCCAAAAAAGUCCAAUUUUGAUUCUUUUUUUGUGGUUUUCUUUAUGGCGAGAACUACUGUGUAUGGCGGUGGGGGGCUUUAACCUCAACACCCCUCUGGACACAUUUAAAAGAACGUUUUAAUCCUAUUUAAACAAUAAAGACGUGAUUUACGGGACUCCUGAAGUUACGAGAACAUAAAAGGGAUUUACAAAGCAGCUGCAUCUUUUCUGAUAGACCGGUUCAGACUAGUGGAUGCAAAGACACUUUCACCUGCUUUGAUAUUUUUUUACAAAUGCGGUAAAGACUCAGAGAUUUGGGCCCAGAUCCACCUGUGGUUUCAAUGUCACCCAUAAAUGUUGCGUCACCUGCAGCCUUUUUGUGGCCCUUGUGUCAGAGGCUCGCCCUGCUUCCUGCGGGCCCCAGGCCUGUCAGCUGUUGCAGCUCGAUGGGACUCACCAGUUCCUGGUGAGUUUUGGACUCUGACUCGCGUGGGUCUCUUAAAGAAAAUGCUGUUUUUGACACGUUUUUCUGACACUUCUGUGAUGAUGGAGGCCGUAUAUGAAGAAAGUAAAGAUUUGCAAAUUGUAUUUCUGAGUAUUUCUUUUACUGAAACCGUCAUGGCUAAGGAGCAGACGAAAAAUUAGCCUAUUUGUGAUGUAGAAAAUAUGCUGGCCGGACCACCAGCUCCCUGCUCUGAGCUCUCAGCCCCGGGGAGGGAAAGGGGGGGUGGAGUUACUCCACAACACUGGUCCGACCCACAACUCAGAGGUGAAUUUCUAAUAGACUCCUGCCACUCUAAAAAUAGAUCUGAAGAUGAUGGGUUUGUGUCUGUAAGGCUGGAGUUUCUGGACAGUUAAGCUUUUAUGUUUGACCCUCAACGCCGUUUCUAUAUUUCUAUCUCCAGCAGGGAUUAAAAUGGAUUUGAGCCCAAAUUUUAGAUUUUGUCCGCAGGAAAGAUGACAGUUCACAACCAACCCCCCACCCCCAACACACACUCACAACCGAACCGUAAAUUCAUCUUCCAGUUGUCACCAACUCAGAAGAGUUCAAAUCUUUUUAUCCUGAGAUUGAGCUGUAAGCCACCACGCCCAUGCUUGCCCCGGGGACGAGGAAGUGCAUGCUUCACCACGACUGUCCUUUGCAUGUACAUGUGGAUGUAUGUUUGUACGGUGGGCGUGCUCGGAGAAUGUUUUCUGCAGAGCUGCUCUUAAGCUUCAACAUUUGCUUUGGUCUCAAACUGUAAUUCUGAGCUCUUCACCUGGAACUCGGAGCUGCACGGAGUCACAUGGAGCUUUGAGGUGUUUGUAUAUGUAUGUGGGACUUAAUGCAGGUUUGUAGCAACACUGUGUGUGUCUGUGUUUGUGGAGGGAGGGGUAGAAGAUAAGUGCCUAAAUCUAUGGAACUAUUAAAUGCUUUUAGGGGGAAUUAUGCGUUUUUAAAAAAUCCCAACCUGUCUCAUGCCUUUAGUUUUUUUUUCUUUCAGAUUUUUCCGUAGAUGUUUUCACUGAACUUUUGUUUCGGCCUUUGUGUCCACUGGGUUAAAGCCCAAAAGGCUCCACAGUUACAGAAAUCAAAGCACAAGCUGAGCUAAUAUAAGAAAUCUUUUGUACUGGUUUUACAUUUGUUGUGUAACUUCAGCUUUGUGACUGAAAAUGACUCAAAAUCCAAACAUUUUGGUCAGAAUGAGAACAUUUCAGGCUGAAGAAUUGUCCACUGAACACAAAUCUUUUUGAAGCGGCUUCAUCGUGUUUGUUAGCAGGUUAACAUCAGCCGUUGGCUUUGCUCAGAUCAUCCAUCUGUGAACGGCCAACAGUAAUGUUAACGCUGACCUUUUAUAACUGGAAUCACUGGAAAAUCUGUUUUAUUGUAGCAGAAAACCCAUUUAAUAAACUGUCAGGAGCUAAUACUACAUAAUUUUGUCUACAAAUAUGUUUGUAUCUAGUUUUCUUUAACCUCGCAAGAACAUGUUUGAUCUUUUCCAGGCUAAGAGGUCUUAACCUUUUUACAGAAUGAAAUGUUGCAGAUUUAAAUGUGAUUAAAUUUAGUAAUAUAUCUUUCCAAA